Messenger RNA from Diceros bicornis minor, 815 nucleotides. RefSeq names its product interleukin 12A (gene IL12A). Gene Ontology annotation, biological process: immune response. The record is from RefSeq and is a predicted model, not a curated record. The transcript has 7 exons. Gene Ontology annotation, cellular component: extracellular region. The coding region runs from base 1 to 771 and encodes 256 amino acids. Gene Ontology annotation, molecular function: interleukin-12 receptor binding; growth factor activity. NCBI's taxonomy places the organism in Eukaryota, Metazoa, Chordata, Mammalia, Perissodactyla, Rhinocerotidae.
AUGUCACCCCCCGGGCCGGCCUCGCCACCACCGCCCUCACCUGCGGCGUCCACCCGUCGGCGUCCCGCGGCCAGCCCGGAGUCCGCGCAGCGCCCGCUCGCCAUGUGUCCCCCGCGCAGCCUCCUCCUCACAGCCAUCCUGGUCCUCCUGAACCACCUGGACCACCUCAGUGUGGCCAGGAACCUCCCCACAGCCACACCAGGCCCAGGAAUGUUCCAGUGCCUCAACCACUCCCAAAACCUGCUGAGGACUGUCAGCAACACCCUUCAGAAGGCCAGACAAACCCUAGAAUUGUACCCGUGCACCUCUGAAGAGAUCGAUCAUGAGGACAUCACCAAAGAUAGGAGCAGCACAGCGGCAGCCUGCCUGCCCCUGGAGCUAACCCCGAAUGAGAGUUGCCUGGCUUCCAGAGAGAGCUCUUUCGUCACUAAUGGGAGUUGCUUGACCUCCGGAAAGGCCUCUUUUAUGAUGACCUUGUGCCUUAGCAGCAUCUAUGAGGACUUGAAGAUGUACCAGGUGGAGUUCAAGGCCAUGAAUGCAAAGCUUUUGAUAGAUCCUAAGAGGCAGAUCUUUCUGGAUCAGAAUAUGCUGGCAGCUAUUGAUGAGCUGAUGCAGGCCCUGAAUUUCAGCAGUGAGACUGUGCCACAAAAGCCCUCCCUUGAAGACCUGGAUUUUUAUAAAACUAAAAUCAGGCUCUGCAUCCUUCUGCACGCCUUCAGAAUCCGUGCAGUGACCAUCAACAGAAUGAUGAGUUAUCUGAAUUCUUCCUAAAACGCGCAGGUCUCUCCCAACUUUAAAGUCAUUUUUAUAAGAAU